AGUCUGUCCGCGGGCGUCCGUCAAGCAGACUUCUCCGGCUCUCUUUCUCCCUCCCUUCGUCCCUACCCUCCCUCGUCGUCGGUCUCUCGAGGGCCUCGCGGAAGACACAUGUCGUCGGCUGGUGGUGCAGCUGCUACCGGCUAAACCCGCGUAACCGUGCAACGCCGUUAACGUUAAUUAGCCGACGUUUCUCCUAGUCCGAUAUACCGCGUCGCGUCGCGUGUGCCGCUUCCUCGGUUAUUGUUAUUAUUUUUUAAAUUUUUGUUUCGUCUUACGUCUUUUUCGCGCGAAAUCGGUUCUCAUAUAUGAAAGUGACUCGACGCGGUGACAGAGUGCUUGCAGUGCGGCCAGUGACACGCCAGACCAGCGGACAGGAUGUGGUCGACGGGGCUUCUCUGGGCGAUCCUCCUCGUCGGGCUCGCGAUCGUCGGUUCGCCAACCCGGCACGUCGCCGACGGCUUCAACGUCGAGACGAAGCACUACGCGGUGUAUCGCAUGGAGGACAGGUCCAUGUUCGGAUUCGCCGUGUCCACGUAUCGUGACAGAUAUGCCCGCGGAUGGGUGAUCGUGGGCGCACCAGAGGCUGAAACUGCACAGACUGGCGUCUACCGAGGAGGCGCAGUCUAUAAAUGCGAUAUCGCGGUUGAUGAUAGAUGCAGCAUCAUCCAUUUCGACGAUCAAGGGAGUAAUCACGUCAGAACUCCAAAUGUCCCUAGCGGCUUAUUGCAAAUCGACAACAAAACGCUGCAGUGGCUCGGCGCCACGGUCUCAGCUUCUAGCAAGGACGGAGGCCCGAUUAUGGCGUGCGCGCCCAGGUACAUCUGGUUCUCGAUGUCGCACCCAAAGUACGAUGACAGUAAGUGGAACAAGGGAGUCUCGGCGGGCAGCAGAAGAGACCCGGUGGGCACAUGCUGGGUCGUCGAUAAUAACUUGAGUCAGUCGCAGGAAUACUCGCCUUGUCGCUCGAAGAACUGGGGCUAUCACAGGCAGGGUUCUUGUCAGGCUGGUUUAGCAGGCGUGAUAUCUAAGAAUGGCGAGAGACUCUUCAUAGGCGCACCAGGCAGUUAUUACUGGCAAGGUCAGAUAUACUCGAUCGCCACCUCCAUGAGGUUGAAGUUCGUGGCGACGAUGUUCAUCGAAUCCGAAGCAUCAGGACAAGCGUUUUCGCAGCCCUUGACUGACCAAUUGAAACUCAUGGUCACCAAAGAGGGUCCCGCUUCGGAAGACGAUAGUUAUAUGGGUUAUUCCGUCACGACAGGAGAUUUCGUUGGAAAUGGAGAUAGUGGUACCGCGGUUGGCGUCCCGCGCGGUUCUGAUCUUCUGGGCAAGGUCAUACUUUUCACAUCGAACAUGACAAAUCCUCGAAAUCUUACUGGUGAACAAAUGGGUGCUUACUUCGGUUACGCCUUGGCUGCCGGCGAUAUAGACGGAGAUGGGAUGGAUGACCUGAUAGUCGGUGCACCCAUGUAUACAGUCCCAGAAAAUCCGGAAAUGACCAUCGAAACCGGAAGAAUCUACGUUAUCUAUCAGGGCAAAGGCGUGGAGAAAUUCCGCAAAUUCGACACAAGGGACGGCGAAAGCAACCGCGGACGUUUCGGCUUGUCGCUGGCCUCCCUGGGUGACAUCGACCGUGACGGUUACGGUGACUUUGUCGUCGGCGCGCCCUACGCUGGUCCGAACGGUCGCGGUGCCGUCUACAUCUAUCACGGCUCACAGAACGGAGUACUGGAGAAGUAUUCUCAGGUGAUCUACGCGGAGGACCUGGACAAUCCGGUGCAGACCUUCGGAUUCUCCGUGGCUGGUGGCCUUGACCUCGAUGGCAAUGUUUAUCCAGACUUAGUAGUCGGAGCAUACGAGUCGGGAGCAACGAUGUUUUUCAGAUCACGACCGGUGAUCAAGAUGGACUCCCACGUGACCUUCGACACCAAAUCCAAGUUGAUCUCCUUGGAAAACAGAACUUGCACGCUUUCGGACAGCACCAGGGUCACGUGUUUUCCGCUUAGGGCUUGCUUCAGAUAUGCAGGAGUGGGCGUUCUCAUGAAGCACAAUUUUAAUAUACAGUACGUACUCGACGUGAAGAAAACGAAGAAUCCGAGAUUGUUCUUCCUGGAGUUGGAAGGCAGGAACACGAUGAAUCAUACGAUCACGGUCGAACGUGAGCAGCAGUUCUGCCGCACAGUCCAGGUCUACGUGACUCCUAACAUUCGCGACAAGCUAACGUCGUUGGACGCCGAGAUGCGUAUGAGUCUAGAGGAAGAGCGGAUACCGGAUAAUCGCCAACGUGAUCCCAGAAUGCCAUUGAGACCGGUCCUUGGCGCUACAACCUCCACGAAAGACAGUCUCUCUAUCAGAAAGAACUGCGGUCCCGACAACAUUUGUAUACCCGACUUACAGCUCAUAGUGGAGUCCAACGUUGACAAAUACCUGCUAGGAUCUGGCAAAAGGUUGGAACUCGAAGUCCAGGUUCACAACGCGGGCGAGGACGCCUUCGAGGCGACGUACAAUCUGCAGCUACCGGCCGGUAUUGAUUACAUCAAGAUCGAACGCAUCGAGACCAUGGAGAUUCCGGUUCACUGUUCCGCGCCCAAACAAUCGAACAACAAUACUUUACGCUGUGAUAUCGGAAAUCCACUGCCACAGAGAAAACUGGUGAAGUUCAAGGUGUUACUUCAGCCUGUGACGUCUCACGGGAUGAAACCUGUCUACGAAUUUGAUAUGCAUGUCAACACCACGAACCCCGAAAAUCCCAACACUGUCUAUGAUAACAAGAUAUAUUUGCCACUGCCGAUUUGGAUAGAGACAGAUUUGCGCGUGGACGGUGAGAGUAAGCCCAAGGAUCUGUAUUAUAAUCCUGACAAUUACACUGCCGUAAAUAUUACAACGGAGCUCGAAUUGGGACCAGCGGUGACGCACAAUUAUACGAUUCGCAAUCAAGGCCCGUCGGAUAUCGUCGAGGCAGAGGCGUUCCUCGUAUGGCCCGCGCAGACUUUAUCCGGGAAGAUACUGAUGUACUUACUGGAACAACCGGAGACGGCGGGGCCGAUCGCUUGUGAGUCUGCCAACGCUAAUUAUCUCAGUUUGAAGUUGGAUCAGCGCAGAAGAGCGCACCUAAAUUAUCUCGAUUACUCCGGCGUAAUCCUGGACGAGUCGCAAUCGGGCAGAACAAUUAAUGUUCAGAGAGGCUUCGAGAUAGAUCGUAAUAAAGUGAAUCAGAAGGAAGAGGCCGAGAUCAGUAGUGGCGACAGUUCGAAUAUUCAGAAAUCACGACACUCCUCGUCGUCAUCGUCUUCCUCCUCUUCUUCCAGUGUUAGCGAAUCUAGGAGGAUUCAGCUAAACCCAACGGGAGAGAAGCCCGAAGUGCUCACCACGACGUACACGCACAACUCUUCCGGAACUAGCUCGAUCGGUAGCGGUGAUUCAUCCAGCAAUCGCGGCAGUGUCGUUUUUCAUACGGAAUCGAGCGGUAGUUAUGGUUCGACUUUAGGCAGGGGAUUCCAUGAAUCUGAAGAGGAAACCUUUGGCUCGAGGUUGCCCCCUCUCGAACACUCCUACGGAGCUCGUACGGAUCAAUCCGUCAGGGUGGAAAAUCGUUGGAAAGAGAGCAGUGAAGCGCAAGGACAUACGAUCUCACCUCCAGGAAGAUACGAUUCAGUUGUGACUGAGAGCGAGAGGCGAUACCAGGAUUUGCUGAGACAGCAGGAGGAGGCUCGUCUGCGUCAGGAGGAGGAGACCCGACAGAGGAAGCUGCAGGAGGAGGCUCGUCUGCGUCAAGAGGAGGAGACCCGACAGAGGAAGCUGCAGGAGGAGGCGCUUAUACAGCGUCAGCAAGAGGAACGUAACUUAGCUCUGCAACGUCAUCGGGAGGAGUUAGAGCGACGUCGACUGGAAGAUGAACGGAACAAAGAGGAAUGGCGAAGACAAGAGGAAAGACGGCAAGAAGAGAGAGAACAUAGAUACAAUUACGACGAGGAAAGGCGCUACGGAGUGACUACGGGUGAUUAUCGAACUACGGAAGAUGAUUUCAUUACUGGUGAUCGCGAGGAGACGGUCGGAAGUCGAGAAUUUGGUUUGCACAAUAUCAGCUCUACGCAAGAAUUGGAGCGAAUUUUUGGUACGUUGUCGAAAGACGCAGCUGCUUACCAAAUAUACAACAGACAGGGACAUCAGUAUGUGCAAUUCAAGGCGAGAUUCAGAACAUCCGCCGAUAAGAGGGAGUACAUAGAGUUCCAGGAUGGCUCUAUGAUUCCCCUUCAGGAUCGUUACGGUGAGCAAAGCUACAUCUCUCCGGAAUCCACGGAACCUCGCGACGCUCAAUUCCUCGGGAUUGAAGGUCAGUUACUUAUUGCUCCGGAUGGGAAGGGUUACAUUGUGUUGAAGGACGGCCGAAGAUUUCCACUUCAGGGUUCUUUCACGCACACCGAGGAAAGAACGUACACUUUGCGUGGUCCGCACGAUGGCUAUCAAGGUGGCAACGCUGAUAAUCAAGGUCAGGGAACUUACAGUCAAUCUUGGCACGAGAAAUCAUCGAGUGUCGGUACAACUUCGGACGGAGGUUACGAAAGCAGAUAUAAUACUCGUACACAUGAAGAGAGACUGACGGAACAGAGAACGAGUAACACCAGGAUCUACGGAAAAAACCGUGAUCGAUUUAACGACGAGUUCCCCACUGACAGACCGGACCCCAGUUUUCCGAGUUCGAGAUAUACGCGAGAUAAACGCGAGAGCGAUAUGGUCGACGUUGAGGAGUUCAAGAAACUCGAGUGGCUUCACAGACAUCGGCGAGAUCUCGGCGAGACGGACGACGUGUCGGACGCAACGACGUUCCAGGAUGACGAUUACUAUCAGGAGAACGAUCCCGAGUCGUCGCAGAGUACACCCGUAGGGCCGUGCGACGCAGCGAAAUGCGUUAUGUUGCGAUGCGUGUUGGGCCCAUUGAAAAAAGAUCAAGAGGUCUGGAUCAGCGCGAGAUAUCGCGUGGACGCUAGAACUUUGAAGGAGGUAGCCCUUGAAGAGAAAGUGAAGGUAUCGACGAAGCUGGUGGCGCGUGUCACGAAGCAACCGUUCAUCGGUAAGCCUGUCGAACAGGUCAUCAGGAGCGACGAAGUCAUGACGAACGUCGAACCCAGCGCGGCGCCUUCUGCUCCGGACAUGAUUCCAAUAUGGGUGGUGGUCUUGUCAGCUUGCGCGGGAAUGAUAAUCCUCUUGCUGCUUAUUUAUUUGCUUUACAAGUGCGGUUUCUUCAAGAGGAACAGACCGUCCGAUGCUCCAGAGAGGCAACCGUUGAAUCGAAACGGUCACUUCCAACAAGGCGAGGAUCAUUAAACGAGGAUCAUCACUGUCCACUAUUGUUCUGUCGAAACUUUCGAUUUUCUGGUUGCCAGAUCGAAUCGUAAGCGAGUUAGAAAUUUCGAUUAUGCAGUCCAUGAAAAAAAAACGCCUUAAUCUUCGGAUAAUCGAGGGAACGCGCGUUGAAUGGAUGAUUCGCUUGGUGUAGUCUGCGGACACAGUUUCGACUUCUGCCGAAUAUCUCGUUAGCGUUCAACAGUGCCUUAAUCCGUGUCUAGGGCAAGGCGAGCAUCUGCCGAGGUGCACUGAAACGUUGGUUUUGGGUGACGAUCGAUUCGUCACUCGUAUACUGCCGUCGAAUACUCCUUCCAGCUCCUGCAGCUCGACCACGCAAGUUUCUAGUCAGGAGACGUUCUUCUUUUUUUUUUAUUAUUACUUGUAAUUACUUAAGCCGCGCGUACAGUCGGCAGAUACGACCGAAUAUCUCGACAUUCUUCGACGAAUCGUAUCUUCGUGUAAAUAAGUAAUAUAUGUAUGUUAUUUUUUUUUAUACCGUUAUCCGCGGUAGAACGCCUUGAUACGUGCCUCGUCGCUUUCGCUGUCUUUUUACGAUAGAGUACAAUUAUAAUUAUUUUUUUACCAGCGGUACGAAUUCUAAAACGAUUUCGUAUCUCGCCGAUGAUUCUCUUAUUGUUAAUGGGGCUCGUUCGGCACCGAAAAAUUCAUCAUAGAUAAUCUUUCCUUUUAGAGCUCCUUUCACACGAGCAGUUGAUGACCGAGUAUUGCGUCUUGAAUGUUAAAUCACAUCAUAAAAAAUUUCUUCAGACGUCUUUUAGUCUUCUGCAAUUUCAUAUUUCAGAUGAUGCUUUAUUAGCAUAUCGAAUUUAGACCCAUGUGAAAGGGGUCUAAAUAUCCCUGAAGAGCGAUUUAAACUCGCACGGAAUUUUUUAAUUAUUUAUUUUAAAUUUUUAUGUUAUAUAUACAUAAUACCGUAACGUAUGCUUGAGCGCUGUAACAAUAGCGUGAUGCAUUGUCUCGCGCGCAAGGUGAAUGUGUGUAUAAUCUGUAAAUUAUUAAUUUACGUUACUAAAAACUGCCCACGAAAAGUGGUUUAACGCAAUAAUAUUUUAAUUAGAAAAGAUUUAUAUCUUUCUAAUAUAAGUAGGAAGCUAGAACUGACUUGUACAUACUACAUUAAGAUAUAAUAUUAAAAAAAAAAACAAAAUAUAUAUAUACACGUAAUGAAAUUAA
This is a messenger RNA of Wasmannia auropunctata (little fire ant), 6537 nucleotides long. It is a transcript of the gene if, whose product is annotated as integrin alpha-PS2. The transcript has 14 exons. Lineage: Eukaryota; Metazoa; Arthropoda; Insecta; Hymenoptera; Formicidae. Gene Ontology annotation, molecular function: integrin binding. Gene Ontology annotation, biological process: integrin-mediated signaling pathway; cell adhesion mediated by integrin; cell-cell adhesion. The record is from RefSeq and is a predicted model, not a curated record. Gene Ontology annotation, cellular component: external side of plasma membrane; integrin complex. The coding region runs from base 376 to 5322 and encodes 1648 amino acids.